AUGGCAGAAAGAUGGGCGCUGAUCACGGGCGUGUCAAAAGGUGGUCUAGGCGACGCCCUCCUCCACGAACUACUAUCUCGCAACAUCAACGUGAUCGCCACAGGCCCUACCCUAGCCCAGCUCGACUACCUCAAACCCAAAGCCAAUAAUACAGCCAAACUCGAGAAGCUCGAACUCGACGUAACAUCCCCCACCUCCAUCACCGCCGCCGCAACCGCCGUCCGCCACCUCACCAACUCACGCCUCAACUACCUCAUCAACAACGCCGGAUACGGCUACAUGCACCCCCUCCUCGACGCCUCGAUCCUCGAAAUCAGGCACAACUUCGACGUCAACGUCUUCGGCCUGCUCGCCGUGACGCAGGCUUUCUUCCCUAUGCUCCGCGUGGCGAAGGGGGUGGUGGUGAAUCAGGCGAGUAUUGCGGGGUUGCCGGGGAUCUGCCAGCCGUUUAUUGGGAGUUAUUCGGCGAGUAAAGCAGCGGUGGUGGGUUUGAAUAAUACGCUCAGGGUUGAGUUGGUGCCGUUUGGGGUUAGAGUAGUGACGCUCGUGACUGGCGAUGUCAACACGCAGUUCUGGGGACACGUCGAAGGAGGGAGUGCUGGCAUUCCGGAAUCGUCGUCGUACCAGCCGAUCAAGGACCACGUGAAUGCGAUGCUGCGGGGCACCACCAAGCCUGGCGGUGCUCGCUCGCCUGCCGAGUGGGCCAAAGGUGUUGCGAAGGAUCUGUUGGUGUCGAACCCGCCUUCGCACAUCUACCGUGGCUUUCUGGCGACCACAAUGUGGUGGGUGAGCUGGCUGAUGCCGAUCUGGCUGCUUGACUGGCUGUUCGCUCGGGAGACGCAGAUCACGAAGCUGAAGUCGAUCUUGGAAGCCGAGGAGCAAGGAGGCAAGAAGCAACAAUAG
Messenger RNA from Saxophila tyrrhenica, 903 nucleotides. RefSeq lists its product as uncharacterized. The transcript is spliced from 2 exons. Gene Ontology annotation, biological process: phosphatidic acid biosynthetic process; triglyceride catabolic process. NCBI's taxonomy places the organism in Eukaryota, Fungi, Ascomycota, Dothideomycetes, Mycosphaerellales, Extremaceae. The record is from RefSeq and is a predicted model, not a curated record. Gene Ontology annotation, molecular function: acylglycerone-phosphate reductase (NADP+) activity; triacylglycerol lipase activity. Gene Ontology annotation, cellular component: lipid droplet; endoplasmic reticulum. The coding region runs from base 1 to 903 and encodes 300 amino acids.